AUGGCACAUGAGGGUUCUUCUUCUCUAUCACGAUCAUCAUCAUCAUCAUCAACAGUUCACGCUCAGCUAACAACUCAGACGGAAGAUCGAUCUAUUACUCGAAGUGAACUUCCGUACGAUUCCGACGUUGACUCACUACUCGCUCUAAAACAUUUUCAACCAUCAGUCAAACGACAAACAUCAAUAUCGAUUACAGAAGAAUCUGUAUGUUUACCCAUAUCAAGUGACGAUGAACUUCACGAUAGAAAUCAUUCGACACGAAUAUUACCUUCAAUACAACCCAUGGAGACUAAUGUUGAAGGUAAUAUACAUAAACUUCGAUUGCGUUUGAUCGAUUCCGACGCUAAACAACCACGUGCACGAAGCGAUGAACCGAAAAAACGCACCCCACAGAGGAGUUCAGAAAAUCAUCGACGAAGUAGAUCAAAACCACAACGACAUGAUUCUAAAAUUCAACGAAUACACGAUUUAUACAAUCAUCGUUAUCGAGGCGGUCACCACAUGUUAUUUCCAAGUUAUUCCUAUGACUCUCGUUUAUAUCUACAGCCUUUGGAUGAGGAACCAUCGCUUAUCUCUUCCAAUAUGGAUUAUCUGAUUGACUCGAUGGCUCGGCGUCGUCUGGCUUUUCGUCAAUUAAAUGGUAGUUUUGACCAACAACGAACCAACAAUGGAUAUCGUAGUCCAUAUUUUGGUCCGCUGAAUGAUGAACAAAUUUAUCUUCACAAUGAAGAUCUUAUUUACACCAAUCGAUCUUCUGGAAGUCGAACCGAACGUGAUACUCGUCGUGCAGAAGCUUAUGAGAAAAUGCUUCAAUUACACGUUGAUCAUAAUGUCGGUAUGACCGGUUCAAAUGAAAAGGAACCGACAGUAAAACUGCCACCGAUCUCAUCGAAACAGAAAUCUCAUCAAUUGCAAAAUUUACCGAAUAGGAAUGGCUACCAAAAUCAUCAAACAGCACUACCACCAGUUUCGUCUGAACAUUUAAUCAAAUUACCAAGUGACAUAUAUGUCUCACCAAAAUCGGAUCGUUCAACUCAUAAAUCACGGCCACAUCGAUCACUUUCCAAAGAGACACAUUCGGAAAAUGAACGAUCUGGAGAAGAAACGGAUAUAUCAGUAGACCGACGUUAUCGAAAUGAGUUGCAAACCAGUGAAAAUGGGUUCUUUACCGAACCAGAUGGUAAAGGAAAGAAGUCAACAAAGAUUCGUCGGAAUCCAUUCAAGAAAGGAGCUUUUGCUAUUCUGUUUGUCGUUUUUGUCAAACAUCGAGUCCAUCAAAAUCGAUCACAUCGUUCAAUUCAAUCACCAAGUUUAGCUAUACAUAAGAUUCGUUUACAAGAACUACUCGUCGCUCUACAUCGAGUAUAUCUCGAGCCAGACGGUCCUAUAUUCAAUGCACUGAUCCAAGCAAUAACUCAUCCAAUAUCUUUACAACAUGCUCUGAAUAGUUCAUCGAGAAAUUAUUCAGAGGCUAUUGAAACGAUCGGAAAUGCAAUGAAAGAUAUCGUAUCGAAAAUCACUCAGUUUAUGCCGAAAGAUGGUAUUCUUGGUACAACGAAAAAUUCGGCUAUAUCGAUUUUUCUUCAAAAUGGAAACCCAUUUCCUGACAAAUAUUUUUGGGAAUGCGAACGAGAACAUUUGGAGUUCGAUCAUUCGAAACUCAUCAAUAUCACUCAACAACGGGCAAUACUUUUACUCAUUGGUCUCUUCAUCUUUCGGGCGCUCGUCACGACUUUAUUAAUCAAACCAAUCAAAUAUCGUUUGGUUCUUGGUCAAAUCACAUCAAGUCAAUCGACGAGUUUGAAAGUUUUCUCCUCUGUUUUGCUUCAUCUUGGUCGGCGUGCAGCUGGAACCAAGUCUCAACUUAUCGCUUUACCGAACGAAUGGAAACUUUCAUUAUACACGGAUGCUGAUAUUCAAUCGAUUAUUGAGAAUUCUCAAAUCAAAUCAAUAAUGAAUACAUGCGAACAUUCAUUACGAAUAUGGUGCNACCAGAUGAAAGGAGCUUUUGCUAUUCUGUUUGUCGUUUUUGUCAAACAUCGAGUCCAUCAAAAUCGAUCACAUCGUUCAAUUCAAUCACCAAGUUUAGCUAUACAUAAGAUUCGUUUACAAGAACUACUCGUCGCUCUACAUCGAGUAUAUCUCGAGCCAGACGGUCCUGUAUUCAAUAAAUUAUUCAGAGGCUAUUGA
Molecule: messenger RNA, 2190 nt
Organism: Adineta ricciae
Lineage: Eukaryota; Metazoa; Rotifera; Eurotatoria; Adinetida; Adinetidae
Source: the annotation of a GenBank genome assembly